Messenger RNA from Heterostelium album PN500, 231 nucleotides. RefSeq lists its product as uncharacterized. The transcript has a single exon. Lineage: Eukaryota; Evosea; Eumycetozoa; Acytosteliales; Acytosteliaceae. The coding region runs from base 1 to 231 and encodes 76 amino acids. The record is from RefSeq and is a predicted model, not a curated record.
AUGAUAUACGCACUUUUUGGUUAUAUUAUUUCAACAAUAGUUGGAAAUGAAUCCGACGAUAUAUUAUUUAACAGUAAAGAGAAUCAAAAGAUGAACUCAGAGACUCCAAAGAAUGAAAGCCAUUCAGUUUCAUCAUCGAAUACCAAAUUUUCGAAAAGAGAAUUCCUAUCAAGUUCAACUCAACAGUUAAUGUUAGAGGAUAAAUCAGCAAUACCACUGCAUUCAAUUUAA